Lachancea mirantina is the source of this 1047-nucleotide messenger RNA. The record is from the annotation of a GenBank genome assembly. Lineage: Eukaryota; Fungi; Ascomycota; Saccharomycetes; Saccharomycetales; Saccharomycetaceae.
AUGAAUAAGACGUCAGUUGAAGAGUCUGCGACUGACAAAGGUACCCUCAAUGAGUACGAGAAGCAUUAUUUCACCUCAUAUGAUCAUUAUGGAAUUCACGAGGAAAUGCUCCAGGACUCUGUGAGAACGCUUUCCUACCGCAAUGCAAUCGUACAGAACAAAGAUCUUUUCAAAGAUAAGAUCGUGCUUGACGUGGGAUGUGGUACUGGUAUUCUGUCGAUGUUUGCUGCGAAAAACGGUGCCAAGCAUGUCAUCGGUGUCGACAUGUCCAGCAUCAUAGAGAUGGCCCGUGAAAUCGUGAGCCUCAAUGGGUUUUCUGACAAGAUAACACUAUUGAGAGGCAAAUUGGAAGAUGUUGAGCUACCAUUCCCCAAGGUUGAUAUCAUCAUUUCCGAGUGGAUGGGCUACUUCUUGUUGUAUGAGUCCAUGCUUGAUACGGUUCUAUAUGCACGUGAUCACUACUUGGUCGAAAACGGUCUGAUCUUCCCAGACAAGUGCUCGAUCCACAUAGCGGGCAUCGAGGACUCUCAAUACAAGGACGAAAAGCUCAAUUACUGGCAGGAUGUGUACGGAUUUGACUAUACACCGUUUGUGCCGCUUGUCAAGAGAGAGCCGCUAGUUGACACAGUUGAACACGGAGCAGUCAAUACGACGAAACAAAAACUGAUCGAGUUCGAUUUAAACAAGAUCAGCGUUGCAGACCUUGCAUUCAAGGCAUCUUUCAAGCUUAACGUCAAGACUCAAGAUUUCAUUAACGGUCUUGUUGCCUGGUUUGACAUCGAGUUUCCUGCUCCAAAGGGUAAAAAACCUGUCACUUUCUCUACUGGCGCUCACGCACCCUACACACAUUGGAAGCAAACGGUGUUCUACCUCGAAGACGACCUAGAGGCAGAGCCCAAUGACACACUUAGCGGCCGGCUCGUGUGUACACCUAACAAGACAAACAAUCGGGAUCUCGACAUCACUAUCGAUUACCAAUUUAAAGCCAACGGACCUGACGGCAAGGAGAGGUCUCGCAGAAACAAGAAUUCGUUUUUGAUGCAUUGA